AUCUAUCCGCUCUUCUCUACGGUAGAGAGCAACUGUGUUCACGACGUACUAGUAGUGUCAGCCGUCCUCACAACGAAGGAGCAACAUGCUAAUACAAUAGGUUGUGAAAGAGUAAGCCUUGCCCCACCUCCUGGGCCGUCAGCCACACCUCUUCCUCACACACACGGAAACCGAGAGAGAAACGGAGCGUAAGAGGGGGAGGAUAAAGAGGAACCUUCAGCCAGGGGUGUGGCCUGCAGAGCGUGGUGCUACAGCUGGAUGCUAGGUCAGUCAGCUGGUUCACUGUACAGGGCUGAGGGGUUGGAGGAGAUACUGCUGCUACUGGGGUUGAGGACUGGCUUAAGUGAAGGACACAGAGCUAAAAAGAAAAGGUUCAGCGCAGUCAGCACGAUGACUGAAGGGGACUAUGAUUACCUGAUCAAGCUCCUGGCUCUGGGGGACUCUGGAGUAGGGAAGACAACGUUUCUAUACAGGUACACAGACAACAAGUUCAACCCCAAGUUCAUCACCACGGUGGGAAUAGACUUCAGGGAAAAGAGAGUGGUGUACACAGCGUCGGGCCCCAAUGGAACCACAGGGAAGACUUUUAAAGUUCACCUCCAGCUCUGGGAUACGGCUGGACAGGAGAGGUUCCGGAGCCUGACUACAGCCUUCUUCAGAGAUGCCAUGGGCUUCCUGCUGAUGUUUGACCUCACCAGCCAACAGAGCUUUCUCAACGUCCGUAACUGGAUGAGCCAGCUACAGGCCAAUGCGUACUGUGAGAACCCAGACAUUGUGUUGGUGGGCAACAAGGCAGACCUGGCGGACCAGAGAGAGGUGCAGGAGAAGCACGCUAAGGAACUAGCCGACAAGUACGGGAUCCCAUACUUUGAGACGUCGGCAGCGACGGGGUCUGAGGUGGACAAGGCGGUCCUCACUCUACUAGACCUGGUCAUGAAAAGGAUGGAGCAGUGUGUCGACAAGCCCACCGCCGAGCCCGCCAACGGGGGAGGGGCCACCAAACUGGAGGACGCUGCGCCUGACCAGAAGAAGUGUGCAUGCUAGACCUGGCCUCUACCACGUCCCCUUCUCCCUACUCUGGUUGGUCCUCUAGUGCGCCCUCUGGUGGCCAGACGCAGAAGGGCAGCAGCGUGGCCACAGCAUGAUGUGUGAGGGGGCAGCUCAGUCAGCCACACUGCAAUGGGGCUGUGGUUCUGGCCUUGCAUGGCCUGUGUGUACUGUGCUGGGCCUGGCUAUGUGUCUCUCCUGCCUGUCCUGUGUUGUGUUGUAUUGUGUCUCAAAUCUCACCCUGUUCCCUUACAAAUAGGGCAUUACAUUUGACCAGAGCCUAUAAGGGUGUGCACUAUGUACGUUGCCUUGGACGUAAUGGACAAGACAGCGGGAUGAGGUGGAGCUGAGUUCAUUAUCUCCAAGGUAAUGUACACAACGGAGGCAUUUAUCCCGCUUAUACCACAGUUGCCAAAGAAAACAAUACUGAAGUAGACAUUUUCUGGUGGAAAUGUUUUCAUAGAUUUUUUUACAUUUUAAAUUCAUUAAAAGUCAAAUUAAUACUUUUUCCAUCCUCCCAUUGAAACCUGAUUGUUAGUCCCGUUGCCAGAGAUGUGACCCAGUUGUUCAUUCUGUCUGUUCCACGGACGUUUUUAUUCGGUUGAAACCUGAUUGUUAGUCCCGUUGCCAGAGAUGUGACCCAGUUGUUCAUUCUGUCUGUUCCACGGACGUUUUUAUUCGGUUGCCAUGCUGACUUGCUUGCUAGCUAGUGAACUAUUUUUAACACAAUCACAUCAACCUCUGCAGCCAGAAUAACAGCAAAGUAGCUGCGUUUUGAGUAAGCUGUUUUCUAGUGACAAUUAAUUUGGAUACAUCCAUAACAAUGAGCUGAUGAUGAUGAUGAUGAGCGAUUUUGGCAUUGAACAGUUUGCGUUCGCGUCACGACACUUCAUUAUGAGGAGAGCGCAUUGCAUAUUUACAUUUUUUGAGUCAUUUAGCAGACGCUCUUAUCCAGAGUGACUUGCAGUAGCAAUUAGGGUUAAGUACCUUGCUCAAGGGCACAUUGUUCACCUAGUCCGCUCUGGGAUUCGAACCAGCGACCUUUCGGUUACUGGCCCAAUGCUCUUAACUGCUAGGCUAGCUGCUGCUCUUAUCGAACACGUCAAACACUAGGCUUGAACGUAGCUAAACAGUUUGUUGCUAGCAAACAUGCCAAUAUGACAAAUCGAAUUUAACAAUAUCAGUUGCUGAAAACAGCUGUUUAAAAUAGAAAAGUGGGAGUGUUUGACAGCAUAGCUCCACUUGCAACGUUGAAGGACCGGAAAAAUGUCAUGUUCAUCCCAUCACUCACCACGUUAGGUUCAUCCAGAGGUCUCUGCAAAAAAAAUAAACGAAUGCUAGCUAGCUAGUUAGCGAAGUUUUUCCCGGUUGGACUUGCGUUUACAAUGUAUCCAAUAUAGGUUUUGUGUGGUUGUUGGUUUAUCUUUCUGUAACUACAGUCUGCAUGUGUAGUGCUUUAUACUGCGUCAUGAUUAGCUAUCCCAUAUAUCUGUCCCAGACACAUCCAACUGUCUUCUAUAUUUGGUUCUAAUGCCCAUUCUAGAAUGCCCUUCUAGCCAAUCGGAAAUGAGUAUUCAACAACGCUGUGGUAUAAAUAGGGAAUAGGUUGCCAUUUGGGACAAAAGCCUGGCCUUACCGGAGACCUACGCUUUAUCAGACUUUAUAUCCUCAUGUUGUUUAGAAGUAUUUGUCCAAUCUAAUCUACUGCCUUGGCUUUUAAGGCCCCAUCCGUACAGUACCAAUAUUAAAAUCUAAUCUACUGCCUUGGUUUGUAAGGCCCCAUCCGUACAGUACCAAUAUUAAAAUCUAAUCUACUGCCUUGGCUUGUAAGGCCCCAUCCGUACAGUACCAAUAUUAAAAUCUAAUCUACUGCCUUGGUUUGUAAGGCCCCAUCCGUACAGUACCAAUAUUAAAAUCUAAUCUACUGCCUCGGCUUUUAAGGCCCCAUCCGUACAGUACCAAUAUUAAAAUCUAAUCUACUGCCUUGGCUUGUAAGGCCCCAUCCGUACAGUACCAAUAUUAAAAUCUAAUCUACUGCCUUGGUUUGUAAGGCCCCAUCCGUACAGUACCAAUAUUAAAAUCUAAUCUACUGCCUCGGCUUUUAAGGCCCCAUCCGUACAGUACCAAUAUUAAAAUCUAAUCUACUGCCUUGGCUUGUAAGGCCCCAUCCGUACAGUACCAAUAUUAAAAUCUAAUCUACUGCCUCGGCUUUUAAGGCCCCAUCCGUACAGUACCAAUAUUAAAAUCUAAUCUACUGCCUCGGCUUGUAAGGCCCCAUCCGUACAGUACCAAUAUUAAAAUCUAAUCUACUGCCUUGGCUUGUAAGGCCCCAUCCGUACAGUACCAAUAUUAAAAUCUAAUCUACUGCCUUGGCUUGUAAGGCCCCAUCCGUACAGUACCAAUAUUAAAAUCUAAUCUACUGCCUUGGCUUUUAAGGCCCCAUCCGUACAGUACCAAUAUUAAAAUCAUAAAGCAUUUGACCAGUUAUUUAUAUAUGAUUUUAGAUUUUGUGUAUUUAAAUUUAAAGUUCUUAUUCUAGAGUUGUAUGUUUAACUUUUUUGUUUUAGAUCAGAUUGUUAUUACAGUAAAUGUGAUCCGUUAGAUUAUGGUUCAACACACUCAUUAAAUUUACAGUAAAUCUAAUCCGUUUAGAUUAUGGUUCAACACACUCAUUAAAUUUACAGUAAAUCUAAUCCGUUUAGAUUAUGGUUCAUUGCACUCAUUAAAUUUACAGUAAAUCUAAUCCGUUUAGAUUAUGGUUCAACACACUCAUUAAAUUUACAGUAAAUCUAAUCCGUUUAGAUUAUCGUUCAACACACUCUUUAAAUUUACAGUAAAUCUAAUCUGUUUAGAUUAUGGUUCAACACACUCAUUAAAUUUACAGUAAAUCUAAUCCGUUUAGAUUAUGGUUCAACACACUCAUUAAAUUUACAGUAAAUGUGAUUCCCAUUUUAAUAGUACUUUUUGACAACAGUGUGUGUAGCUAAAUGUGCAUAAAAGACAGUAAGGUUUGAUCAACAUUAUCAUAUUGUAAUAUCACUCAGUCAAGACUGAUAUAAUAUUACUGUCAGGAAAAUACAUCGCCAAGCAGUAAAUAUCUCAUUGAUGAUAACUGCUGUUGGUCUGUCUGUCUGUCUGUGCCAAAAUGAAUUGGUCACAUACACAUAUUUUGCCAAUGUUAUUUCGGGUGUAGCGAAACGCUUGUGUUCCUAGCUACAACAGUGCAGUGAUAUCUAACCAGGUCGGGAGUGUCUGUCUGUCUGUGGUUUUGUUACCAAGGGCCCUUUUUUGACAUUCCUAGCUACUAAUCUCGUGUGACAGACUUUUAUCAUCAAAUCUAGCGACAGUCGUUGCCUAUUGCACGCAAGAUGUAGAUCUGUGUUCCGUGAUAAUGUCGCUACGGACGUAGCGUGCCACAGUCACCAGGUUUUACAGGACAUACUCCGCUUCUCACGGGCCUGGCUAGUGCCAACACAAGUGUUUAACAACCACUGCCCCCCCCCCCCCCCCCAACCUUUUCUUACACCUGAAAGUAACAUCCUCAACUCUUUUCUAUAACACAAUAAUAACAUGAUGGUACAUAGGGACCAAGACAGACAGGCAGUCAGUGUUAACAACUAGUAUUGUGUUUAAGACAAGACAAAAGUCCAUAAUGUACUAUCUGUUCUGUAUAUAACUGAUGUGGAAUUAGUGUUUAAUAAACCUGAUUGUAGGACAUGUUUGGCUUUAAAAAUAUA
Molecule: messenger RNA, 4784 nt
Organism: Salvelinus fontinalis (brook trout)
Lineage: Eukaryota; Metazoa; Chordata; Actinopteri; Salmoniformes; Salmonidae
Product: ras-related protein Rab-27B-like
Exons: 8
Coding region: 259-1044 (261 amino acids)
Biological process (GO): positive regulation of exocytosis; melanosome transport
Cellular component (GO): secretory granule; melanosome
Molecular function (GO): GTP binding; GTPase activity
Source: RefSeq, a predicted model, not a curated record